Sorex araneus (European shrew) is the source of this 3808-nucleotide messenger RNA. It is a transcript of the gene LINS1, whose product is annotated as lines homolog 1. NCBI's taxonomy places the organism in Eukaryota, Metazoa, Chordata, Mammalia, Eulipotyphla, Soricidae. The transcript has 7 exons. The record is from RefSeq and is a predicted model, not a curated record. Bases 525 to 2702 code for a protein of 725 amino acids.
UGUGCGCUCUGUGCGAGGAGGGCGGCCCCGCGGGCUCCGCGGCGAAGGACAGCGGGCGCGGGGCUCGUCCGCGGCGUCUGCGGGCCACGCGCGGCGGGGAGGUGGAACGCGGAGCCGGGGGCGCGCUGCACCCCGACCCCCACCGUGCCGGGCCUGCCUGGUUUUGAUUUUUUUUUUUUAAAUCACUUGAUUUAAAGUGACCCGUCCUGCGGGGGCUCGGCACCCAGGACCCUUCCCGGUGCGAGGCCCGCAGCUCCGCGCCCCCGGGGGGCCGGGCCUUGGGGGUGGGAGGCGGUGGGCGCCUAGGCGCGGGGUCCGAGGAAGCCGGACCGCUGCUGCCCCUGCAGGGGCUUCUGCGGAGAGGAGCCGGGCCGCGUUGCCACGGAGCCCGGGGACGCGUCGGCGGCGCCCUGCGACAAGGUUUCACUGAAGAAGAAACAGCUGAGACAUCUUGACACCUUUCUGAGAUUACUGUUACUGUCUGGAGUUGACUGCCUUCAUAGCGGACAGAUUCAGAAAUCACAAUGGAAGCUUUCUCGGAAGUUUUAGACCGCUUGUAUAAGAAAGUUCUUCUCGGAGCUCAGCUCGAAAACGAGAGCAGAGAUUAUGUCUCUUACCUCUCUCCACUGGUUUCCAGUGACGGCUGUCUGGCCUCUCCCUCGCCACGCAGCCCCGGUGGCCAGGACCCACCCCAGCCAGCAUCUCCCGACACACCCCUGAAUUCAAGGGGACCCUCUCCAAAGGCCGGUGCCCAGGAACGAAUGCUUCUACAGUUAACGGUGAUCCAGGUGAUGGUGACCAGGGUCUUGUCUGCCGAGACUGCGCCCAGCUGCAAGGAGAAAUACCAGGAGAUCCUGAACAUUCUUUUAAAAUCCUCCGAAGUGGAUUUGCAGUUAACCAGACUGUUCCCAAACAGGGAUAAACUCUUAUCUCACCUGGCUGCUAAGUGCCUGGGGCUGCUUCUCUACUUCCAGCUUCGAGAAAAGGUCCCGCUGCGUGAUUCCUGGGUUGCGUUUUGCCGCACCAGUCUUGGUGAGCCCUUGGCAAGUGGCCGGGUGGCCUGCUGCCUGUGGGUCCUGUCUGCUGUCGUCAAAGAGAUCUUGAAAGAUCCGGGUGCCCAGAAAACAGAGAGCCUGCAGCGGUUCCUGGCUCCUUUGGAUGCUGUGCUUGGAGACUUCUGUGAUCCCUUCUUCGCCCAGUGUCUUGCAAACCUCCGUGCCCCUUCUGAAGGCAUUGCCGCUUUGCUGGCUCUCUUGGACUUGCUGGAGCUUCUCGCAGCCUCCAGGCCCCACGUGCGGCCACCGCAGCCCUGCCAGAGGCUCCUCUUCCAGAAAGCGGCCCGCGUGCUGGAUGUGAUCGCGUGGCCCGUCCCGGCCUUCGUGGGAAGGAAGUGCAUCCUCGUCCUUAAAAAGUGCCUGCUUGGCAAAGUGGGUGAAGACCUGGGCAGCAGCCCGCUCCCUGCACCCCUGCCACCCGAUCCCCAUUUAGAGAUGGACAUGGCAGCUCUGGCAGACGUGGUUUUGCAAGCUGUGGACUCAGGUCUGUUGAGGACUUUAUCUGUCCCUGGGCAGGCGCCCCACUUUGGAGGAGAAGAGGUCCAGCCUGGGGCCGAUCGUGUCCCAGGCACAGACCAGGUGAUGCUUCGAUCAGUGAGCUUACUUCUCAUUAAAUCCUUAGAAGUCAGGUUCCAGCACCACGCUGCAGCCAUCCAGGGGAAAGAUGAUUUACAGAGAUUCAUGGCCCAGUUACUGAGCUUUUUGAAGCCUCGCCUGCAGCCCGCCCUGCAGUGCAACCAUCCGUGUACGUGGCUGUCCCAAGUCUUCAUUGAACAAGAUGACGACAUGCUGGAGGCUGCCAAAGCGUCCCUAGGCAUCUACCUGCAGCUCACCAGAGCGGGCGACACUCCUGGAAAGGACAGGCAGCGUGGAAAGGCAGCAUGGGCCUGUGACCUGCACAGCAGUGGCUGCGACCCUCACUGCAUCUUCCUCUCCGUCCUCGGCAGUGUCAGCUUUGAUCCCACGACGCUGCUUGACUUUUUGAUUUCCUCUGAAACCUGCUUCCUAGAAUAUUUCGUUUGGUACUUAAAGUUGCUGCAAACAGACUGGGCCCACUUCAUCGCCGUGUGCACCUACUGGGAUGGAAUAACGCCGGAAGUUGCCAUAAGUGAUGACAGACCUGACCCCUCUGUGACCCAAGAGAGGCACCACCCAGUGGAUCCUGGGCCUGGGGCUGCCGGAAGUGUUCAGGGAGACAUGGGGGGUGCGUGGCUGGCCCAGGCUCCCCGUUCUAUUCUGUCUCCCCGCCGGGGGGCUCCGAGUCUGGUUGCCUACGACAGCUCCGACGACUCUGAAGAGGAGUUGCCGGGACAGCGUCUCUCCCACGCAGAACCACGAGCCGGGCCCGAGACGCAGGGGAUGGGACAGACAGGUCAGGCUGGGGAAGGAGGUGGUCAGGCGCCCCACUCCAGACCUGUGGCUCCGAAAGACCCUGCUGGCUGCUUCUCUGCAGCUUGUGAAGCCGCCACCACCACGGGCAGCGCCUCAGCACGGGGUUUGUGCUGCCGAACUGUCCACUGCCUCGGCCACCUCCACCGGGCCGUCGCACGCUUACAGAGGAGGGGGCUCUUCCCGUAUAACCCAGCGGCACUUUUGAAGUUGCUGCGACAUAUCGAAGUCGCCUGUAGUCGGAGGGGCACCCUCUGAGAGUGCCGAGUAUGGGACGGGAAGAUCUCAAAGGCGCUGGCUUCCUUCCGAGUCUCCCGUCAGCCCUUCUGCAAGCCGCCAGUGUAUGUGAAGCCCAGGGCGUGCCCCAAGAGCUGGCUGGGUGUCUGCUCUGCCCCCACUGACAAACUCAAUGUUUUCUCGAGAAAUCCAAAGCCAAGAUACCUUUGGCAGGCACACUCAGCAGUGCCCAGGGCUGACUCCUGGCUCUGUGAUCAGGGAUCACAUCACUAAUAGUGGGGGUUGGGGGACCACAUGGGGUAUUAGGGAUCGAACCCAGGUUGGCUGCAUGUCAGGCCAACUCACUCCCCCCGUGCAGUCUGCACUAUUGCUUUGGUCCCCAUCAGUGUUUUUCUGGAGGAUUCGAUCUGUGGAUUGUCUGUCUCCUCCAGGACUGGUUCAGCCUUUUCCCACUCAUGGUCCCUUUCCACCCAAGAAAUUUCCACAGAACCGCAGAUAUGUAAGUAGAUAAAAGAGAUACACUACUCAGACAUGUACUUACAGGUCAGUUUUUUAGAAAGUUAUAUGACCCAUCCCCUCCCAGCCCCAAGGGGUCACGACGCACAGCAGAAGCACUAGGCCCUGUUCUGUACAGGAGCCUAUUAAAAAAAAAAAAAAAAAAAACCUAAUCACCAGUUAAUCUCAUUUAAAACGGUCACAUUCACAAUUAUCUUUUGAAGGAAGUAGAAAAUUGAAGUUUCCACACAUUUAUUGGAUUUGUAUAACAGCAACAGCUAUACCAUGCUGCUGAGUCUGUCAUUAAAACAAUUGGAAAUGUCCAAUUAUGUCUUCCAAUUCCAAUUAUUAAAUUGUUUUGGAAGACUGACCGUGGCUGCAGCUCAGUGGUCAGGCAGUUUCCUGGCAUGUAUUAGGCCCUGGUUUCAAUCUCUGGCACCUCACACAUGCACGCAUGCCCAUGUAUGCAUCUAAUGAGAGCCUGCAGCAGAGAAUUAAAGGGAGAACCGCCUAUAAGACACCAAAUAUUUAUUUUUAUAUAUUUAUAAAUGUGUAUGUCAGGCUUGGUAUUAAUUUUGAUGUACACUAUAUAUUUAAUAAAAUAUUUUCUACAUUUUAUAUAAAAAUAUGUA